This is a messenger RNA of Lampris incognitus (smalleye Pacific opah), 3383 nucleotides long. RefSeq lists its product as uncharacterized. The record is from RefSeq and is a predicted model, not a curated record. The transcript is spliced from 2 exons. NCBI's taxonomy places the organism in Eukaryota, Metazoa, Chordata, Actinopteri, Lampriformes, Lampridae. The coding region runs from base 172 to 1086 and encodes 304 amino acids.
UGUAAGGGGAUUGGGGCCACGGUCAGCCUCUCCUCCGGGUAUCACCCCCAGACCAAUGGGCAGGCAGAGCGGGCCAAUCAAGCCCUGGAGGCGGCUUUGCGUUGCGUUACCACCAGCAACCCCGCCUCCUGGAGCAAGCACCUGCCCUGGGUGGAGUACUCGCUCAACUCCAUGGAGAGUUCGGCUACCGGUUUGUCCCCCUUCGAGUGUUCCCUGGGCUAUCAACCCCCUCUGUUCCCCCAUCAGGAGUUGGAGGUAGCGGUCCCGUCCACGAGGGCCCAUCUCCGCCGAUGCCGGCGCGUUUGGAAGACCGCCCGGGCCGCUAUGUUGCAAGCUACAGAGCGGGCCCGGCGCAGCGCCAACCGGCGGAGAGUGCCGGCCCCAGCUUAUCGACCUGGCCAGAGGGUAUGGCUCCUGGCCCGGGACCUGCCCCUCCCUACCCUCAACCGGAAGCUGGCUCCCCGCUACGUCGGUCCCUACACCAUCGACCGCAUCGUCAACCCUUCGGCGGUGCGUCUCCAUCUCCCUACCUCACUCAAGAUCCAUCCCGUCUUCCAUGUCUCGCGCCUCAAACCGGUAGCCACCAGCCCCGUGUCUCCCCCUGUCCAAGCUCCUCCACCCCCCAGGGUCCUCGACGGUGGUGACAUGGUCUGGGAUGUCGACCAGCUGCUCGCCGUACGCCGCCGGGGGCGUGGGUACCAAUACCUGGUGGACUGGGUUGGCUAUGGGCCCGAGGACCGCAGCUGGGUUCCCCGGUCCUACCUGGCCGACCCCGCACUCCUGGAGGAGUUCUAUCGGGCCCACCCCAACGCCAUCGGACGGUCGCCCGGUGUCUUCCGUAGGAGGGGGGGUCCUGUUGUGGUUACACCGCCCCGAGCUGCCGCCCCGGCACGUUCAAGCCACUCCCCCAGCUCGGACGAGCCGGAAACAUCCGAGCGCUCGCGCUCUGAGACGAGCGCUGCACUGCACCAGGUGUUUGCCAUCAUCCAUCAGGCACACCUGUGGCAAUCAGGCAGCCUUCUACAAGAAGCCUCCCAGAACGUCUCUCAGUGCUUCGACGUACUGAACCCUGCGGUAAAGUUCUGAUAAGCCCUCCAGCGUUCCUUGCUUUCUGUUUAUUCCCCAGUGUCUUAUCUUCGUGUCUCUGUUUCCUCCCAAGACUUUCCCUCCGCGUUUUCCAUGGCUCCCCGCGUCUCCCUCGUCCCCAGCGACCUUCACGUUUCUCCCCGGACCUCUCCUGCGAUCUCCCCCCUUGUCCCUCUACCUGGACCCCUCCUUUCGGACUCGAUUUCUCGGACCUGGACUUUCUCGGACAACCCCUCUUGGAUCACGGACUGGACUUUCUCGCCAGACUCCAGCAUCCCACGACCCCGGUUGGGAGAAGCGGCUUGGAUAAUGGAUGGAUGGAUGUUCUUAUCAAAGAAAAGUAAUUGUCUAUAAACUUCUCUUUUGGCUCUCAGUGUUACUUUGAAAUGCAAAGUAAUUGCAAUAUAAAUGAAGGAAUCUUCAUGAGGAGCCUUGAUCUAGAAUGCACUGGAAUGGUGUAAUCUAGGACACCCAGUAAUUUUCACUUAAUCUAUAAAUUUGUAAUCCUGUUCAAAUUGAGAAUUUCUGGUUAAAAAGCCAUAUUUUUUUUUCUAGAAAAGAUUAAAUUCACUUUAUAGUACUAGUUGUUUGUCAAUAUGCAUUUCAUCUCAAGCAAAUCCCUGGUUUUACAGGAAAACUCAAACAAGCCUGAAACUUUGUUUCAGCAGGAUCUGCACAUUAAAACAAAAAUCAUCAACUGUUACACACUAUUAAAGCCUCAUUAAAAACUCAUCUCAUACAAAUGUACUAAAAUCUGUAUAUACCAGUCCUGGGCAAAAGGGGUCACAUGAGGGUAAAUAACAAAAUGUUCCCCAUUUAUUUGGGUAACUAUCUGAAGUUACAAUUAUUUCAAAUGUUGGGGUCCUCUGUGUUAUUAUUUCAAUCUUUGGUGCCAUGUCAUUGUUUUGAGCCAGGUGUCAAUGGUCCCUUCCAGGUUCAAAAUUAGAGAAACAAUUUUCUCUUGCUUUGAUGCUUUUGCAGCCACGCUAUAAACUUUCUCUUUUUCAUUUGAAGCCAUUCACACAAGUGCCAUUAAACUAGCUUUGCAAGUAAUGUGUAAUUACCCUACAGGUUUCCAUUUUGACAUGCACAACUUGUGUGUGAUAAGACUAAUCACAAGUAUUAAAAAGUGAAACAAGCCAUCGAGAAGUGGGGUAGAAUUUAAACUACAAUGACAUUGGCUCUAAGAGAAUGGACAUCCUAACCUAUUCCACUCUUUGAUUUGCUACAUUGAGCUGUUGCAUUUUGGGUUUGGCUUCAGCACUCGUGUGGUGAAAUGGUUUUUGCAUAGAAAUGUCACUUGAAGUUGAAAUAGAUGUUUGUUUCAAGAGAAACCCCUGCUUGUUUACAGUAUUGAUUCUGAGGAUGAAUUCUUCAGAAGUAUUCAAUGAAAAGUCAACUGAUGUUAGUUAAAAAGCCCUGCAUCUCUUUUUUUCUGUUAACAUGCAGGCUUUGAGUAAGGGCUUUGAAUGAACAGGUGUCCGUACUAACAUGGCUCAUCUUAACCCAUUUGGGGAAAAAAUGGUAGAAUUGCUUUUUUAGAUUGAGUACUAUAAGGCUUGGUUGUAGAGGCAGAGAUGCUGCACAGUACUCAGCCUAAACUGGCCUUUAAGAUUGACUGAAGUUGGCUUGCAUCGACAAAUCCAUGUUAAAAUCCCUCCUUAACAUUGCCCAUUCCAGUUUAAAUAAUUAGACUCAACCAGGAUACAAGAGAUACUACAGGAGUACAAGGACUUGAAUUAAAGUGUCAAGAAGUUUUUUGAGAGCAGAUCUGUGUUUAUCAGUGAGACAAUAGAAUGUCAAAGUGAUGAGCACAUGUCAGAAAAGGAUUAAGGCACAACAUAAACCUGACAGAUUUUCAAAUAUUAAAUUAACAAUUAACAAAAAAGAAAAUCGUUUUGACAUUUGUUGGGUUUUUUAUGCAUCUUGUACUGUGUAAUUUUGCUUUUUUGACAUCCUCAUCAAGGAAAAUGGCCCAUGAAUUUAACUUUUUUAUAAAGGUAAAAAUGAAAAUUAUUUCUGUCCUUUUCAACUUAAAAAUUAUCAGUACAAUUUAAGUAUACAUUUUAAGUUAACGAGUCAAUUAAGAUACAAUCAUUUGAGCAGUUAAAAAUAAACCAAAAGAUGCAAAAGUAUUGCAAAAACAGAACGAUAAGCAUUAAGAAGUGACUAUCGUCAGAGUUUGGUGUGUGUGACAUUCAUGUUUGAUUUUAGUCGGGGAAUAGAGGUAGAACUGGCAAAGUAUUUUUCCCUGCCUUCUCUGCUCUUCAAAAUAAAAAAAUAAAAGAUUUCUUGAA